UUAGUGCCAAUCUCAUUCAUUUCACGGUUUCACAUUCGCGAAGUUUGACAUAGUGCAAUGUAGUGAUAAUUCGAGCUUGGAUUCGAGAUUGCGAGUUGGACAAUUCAAUUGAUGGUUUUAUUCGCUGCAGGCGUGCUUCUGUGAAUCUCCCCUGCGUGAUUUGUGGUGGAAAUGGUCGUGAGCGGGCGGUUUUGUUGAAUUUUUCCGUAGCUCGUGCAUUGUUCGGAGUGUGCAAGUGAGUGUACUGUCCGAUGCUGAUCCGCCCAUUUCGUGUGAAAAGACAAGUUGUCAAGGCUCGUAUUUGUCGCAUUUUUUGACAGAGUUUCGGUGGUCGCACGGUGUCCGUCACGACGUCGAGUUUAUCUCCUGGCCGAAGUGUGAUAAAAUGCUUCCACAGCGGUGAGAAGUCGACCUACGAUAAUUUGCAAUAUUGACAGUUGCGAGCGGGCGGCCAGAAUCGAGUGUUGUAGAUCGUGUUGGGCAAACGAGAAAAGACGGAAGCAAAGUUUUUACUACUGAUUUUAUCGUGGACGGUGAAGUACCUUCGCCGUUCGGACAACUAUCAACUCAGGCGAUUUGCUGGCGUAUUCGAUUGUGAUCGUUCCUUUUCCUGUGUGUCGUGAGAAAUAAACGUAACCAUUGCAUCCUUGAUCGUUGAAUGACAUUCGAGUCAGAGUUUCGUUUUUGGAUUUGAACCAAUUUCCCGGUGUUCAAUUUGCCGAGGAAUUAGUAAGCGAAUUUCUCAGAAGGAAUUGAAAGGCGAGAGUAGAGGCGCGCUUUUGACACACGAUGGCCGAGCAAGCUGGUGGCAACAAUAAUGGGAUAGCCCCAAACACAAAUCCGAACGCCGAAAUCAUACGCGGACAAUUAUUCGAAGUUGGUCCACGAUACGUAAAUCUAUCAUAUAUCGGCGAAGGCGCAUACGGAAUGGUCGUAUCUGCUUUUGAUACAGUGAAGAAAACGAAGGUGGCUAUCAAAAAGAUUUCUCCAUUCGAACAUCAGACAUAUUGUCAGAGGACACUGCGAGAAAUUAAAAUUUUAACACGCUUCAAACAUGAAAACAUAAUAGAUAUAAGAGAUAUUCUACGGGUAGAUAGUAUAGAACAAAUGAAAGAUGUAUAUAUUGUACAGUGUCUAAUGGAGACUGACCUUUAUAAAUUAUUAAAGACUCAGAGGCUUAGUAACGAUCACAUAUGUUAUUUUCUUUACCAAAUUCUACGUGGUUUAAAGUAUAUACAUUCGGCUAAUGUUUUACACAGAGAUCUGAAACCAAGUAAUUUACUUCUAAAUACUACGUGUGACCUUAAGAUCUGUGAUUUUGGUUUGGCCAGAGUAGCUGAUCCAGAACAUGAUCAUACUGGGUUUCUAACGGAAUAUGUUGCAACAAGGUGGUAUCGAGCACCUGAAAUCAUGCUCAAUUCGAAGGGUUACACAAAAUCAAUUGAUAUAUGGUCUGUUGGAUGCAUUUUAGCAGAAAUGCUAAGUAAUCGACCCAUUUUUCCUGGUAAACAUUAUCUCGAUCAACUGAAUCAUAUUCUUGGUGUAUUGGGCUCACCAUCAAAGGAAGAUCUCGAAUGUAUAAUAAAUGAAAAGGCACGCAAUUAUCUAGAGUCACUACCAUUUAAGCCGAAAGUUCCAUGGAUAAAAUUAUUCCCAAAUGCUGAUCCAAGAGCAUUGGAUUUAUUAGAUAAGAUGCUUACAUUUAACCCGCACAAUCGGAUAUCAGUUGAAGAGGCUCUUGCGCAUCCAUAUCUUGAGCAAUACUAUGAUCCCAAUGAUGAGCCUGUUGCUGAAGAGCCGUUCCGUAUAGCGAUGGAAUUAGAUGAUCUUCCAAAAGAAACAUUGAAGAAUUUGAUUUACGAGGAAACGCUUAAGUUCAAAGAACAAAACCCUGAUACAGCCGUUUAAAAAAGGACACACUUUAUUUGCUUUUUCAAACCUAAUGCCAGCAAGCUUGAAGUCUGAAAUAUUCAAUUUUCGGUCACUCAAUAAGACAAACGCAGUUCAUAAUCAUCAAGUCGAAUGCAGAUUCAAGCACGUUGUUUUAAGAAGCAGAGAAAGCAGCAGGUAUCGAAAAACAUUUAAAGCAAAAACUUCCUAAUACUACACGAAAUAUGUUUGCAUAAAAGGGAAUAUGAAGGGAAUUAGAAAUCAUAAAGAGAUCCUAUUCAAAGAAAAACUAAUGAUGUAAUCAGUCUGUGUUUUAAGUGUAAAAAAUUGUGAUUUCGAAAAACAAAGUAAGAAGAACAAAAUGUCAACAAAAAGUAUUCAAUUUUUUGUGUCUGUGUAAUUUUCAUCAUCGAAUAAUUAAUUACUCCAUAUAUGAAAAGAGAAUCAAUUUAAAAUUAUCUUGGAACUAGCAGAGAAGGGAUGACUUGGUCCUGGCCUGUUAGUCAGCGGCCAGCUUUUUGAGAAAGUCAAUUCGUUAGAAAGUUUUUUUAGCAUUUUUAGAUGUUUUUUCUUAAACGUAAAAACACAACAUCUACAUAAAUUACGCUCUCAGUGUUUGAAUAUCCCCAUGUCAUCUUCGGUUUGAUCUAGGUAGUGCCAUACGUUAAAGUGAAGAGGCCAAAAUUGUUGAUUAGGAAAAGGAUCCAUUUUACAUUGGCUGUAAAUUUAUCGUGUGUUUUAAUCAAUAUAUUAUUGCAAGAUGUAGCGUUUGUUAUGUUAGUUUACCUUAUUAGAAAGCAGAACCUUGUCGCGGGAAUUCAAAACAGUUGUUGAUUACGGAAUGCAUAAUCUGUUGUACUCGCCCAAGCGAAGAGAUAUCCGCGAAUUACAAGCAAGCAUGUGUGACGUAAUAAAGACGUAGGAUGGCACCAGAUAGAUUAUCCCAAUAACUACUUUGUAGUGCAUCCGAUAGUGCUGUCUACUGGAGAUCGACUCUUUCUGUUGGUGUUUUGGACCUUGUUUUAGAGACGGUAACUUACUUGGCGCAAUCUUGUAAAAAUAACCGUAUUCCUAGUAAUUCUUGUGGAGAUGCAUUGAAUUAUAUGAGAAAAUUCAAAACAUUCCUCUGUUAUUUGAAACUUUGAGAAUAUUUCUUAUAUUAUUACGUGUAAAUGUGGUGUUCUUCUUUCACAUUCAUAAUCCAAGACACUCGAUGUUGGAAACAAUAAAUUAAUAAAUUUUAUAUUUCAUCAUUCGAAUUGUGAACCGUGAUUUGAAAUAUGCAAAUUUAUACUUGGAACAAGAUGCACACAUUUCUUUAUCAUCUAAUUCGUAAUUAGUUUCUUAUUGUGUGUAUGUUACUUGAGGCACAUGUACUUAAAUGGAACUACGGAGCAAAAGUAAACUUUUAAAUUAUGAAAGUAUAAUCAAUGUUGUUAAAUAUUGGCCUAUUUCUCCGAUUUUAUCAAAAUGUAACCGGAAGGAAGAAUCAAAUUGGUGAUCAUCUUCUAGGAUGGUGUUCCAAUCGUGUUGUUGAUCAAAUUUGAAAACAAAACAAAAUUAAAGUGAAACGAAAAUAUGAUACGAGUUAUUAUUAUACAUUUAAAACGAAAAUUACCGGAAUUAAAAGAAAAAGGGAAAUUAUCCUGCAUUGAAAGCAAAAUAUCAAUCUCUCUGAGAAACAACUUAAUUCAUUAUUAAUAUGAUUAUUAUUGUAAAGACAGAACAGACUGUUUUAAACAUAAUUUUACCUUUAAAAAUAAAUAAUAUGUAAAUGUUGUUUACGACAUAAUAUUAUUGUAUUUUAAUCUCAAUGUAAUGUUAUUUUAUUCAUUGAAGUAAAUAAAAUACUUUCAAUUAUUCUU
Molecule: messenger RNA, 3755 nt
Organism: Hermetia illucens (black soldier fly)
Lineage: Eukaryota; Metazoa; Arthropoda; Insecta; Diptera; Stratiomyidae
Product: mitogen-activated protein kinase ERK-A
Exons: 8
Coding region: 790-1908 (372 amino acids)
Biological process (GO): protein phosphorylation; intracellular signal transduction
Cellular component (GO): cytoplasm; nucleus
Molecular function (GO): MAP kinase activity; ATP binding
Source: RefSeq, a predicted model, not a curated record